Molecule: messenger RNA, 2582 nt
Organism: Poecilia latipinna (sailfin molly)
Lineage: Eukaryota; Metazoa; Chordata; Actinopteri; Cyprinodontiformes; Poeciliidae
Gene: trmu
Product: tRNA 5-methylaminomethyl-2-thiouridylate methyltransferase
Exons: 10
Coding region: 101-1399 (432 amino acids)
Biological process (GO): tRNA wobble position uridine thiolation
Cellular component (GO): mitochondrion
Molecular function (GO): sulfurtransferase activity
Source: RefSeq, a predicted model, not a curated record
CCUGAACAUGUUGGAAGGCGUUAGCUCGCGUUUUUAUAGUUACGCAAGUUUUAAAUGAAUAAAGUUGUAAAUAUAAAGUCUUAUAUUUGUUGGAAACGACAUGGGGCUUGUAAGACACGUCGUGUGCGCCAUGUCGGGUGGAGUUGACAGCUCUGUGGCAGCUCUCAUAUUAAAGAGAAGAGGCUACAAUGUGACAGGGGUGUUCAUGAAGAACUGGGACUCUCUGGAUGAGAGUGGAGUCUGCAGCACAGAGAGGGAUUGUGACGACGCCUACAGAGUGUGCCAGACUCUGGACAUCCCCUUCCACCAGGUGUCGUAUGUCAAAGAAUACUGGCACGACGUAUUUAGCAACCUGCUGAAGGAAUAUGAAAAGGGCAGGACACCAAACCCCGAUAUACUCUGCAACAAACACAUCAAAUUCAACCAUUUCCACAAGUACGCCAUCCACACUUUAGGUGCCGACGCCAUGGCAACCGGUCAUUACGCUAGGACGUCCCAGGAAGAUGAGGAAGUUUUCCAGCAGUUGCACACGACCCGACCCACCACACUGUUCAGGGAUCGAUUCGAGAUCAGAAACCCCGUGAAGCUGUGCAAAGGAGCCGACCUGGCCAAAGACCAGACCUUCUUCCUCAGCCAGAUUUCGCAGGACGCCUUACGGCAGACCCUCUUCCCACUCGCCGGACUCACCAAGGAGUUUGUGAAAAAGAUGGCUGCUGAAGCAGGGUUUCACCACGUGUUAAGAAAGAAAGAGAGCAUGGGCAUUUGCUUCGUUGGAGAGAGAAAUUUUGAAAACUUCAUUUUAGAGUAUCUGGAGCCUAAACCUGGGAACUUUGUGUCUAUUGAGGACGGGGCUGUGAAAGGAACGCAUAAAGGUUGGUUUACGCUGACCCUGGGCCAGAGGGCGAAGAUAGGUGGCCAGAAGGAUGCCUGGUUUGUGGUCGAUAAAGACAUUGUCACCGGUGAUGUGUUUGUGGCUCCAACCACCAAUCACCCGGCUCUCUUCCGUGACACGGUACGGACCGACCGCUUCCACUGGAUCGCCUCGGACCCGCCCGCGGAGCUGGUCAGGACCCAGAUGAUGGAGUGCCACUUCCGCUUCAUCCACCAGAUGGCGCUCAUUUGCAGUUCUCUACAAAGGCGACGAAUGCCUGGGCAGCGGCAAGAUCACCCAGCUGGGGCCCAGCGAAUUCACGCUGCAGAAGGGACGCGAAAGGCUAGUGGCGAGCCGGCAGCAGAACGACGAGCCGAUCCCCGAUCCAGUCGGCUGAGAUCAGAGAUCAGCGCUCCGAGUGCGACCAUCUUGGAUCUGCAUGUCUGGUACAUUAGGCAGCACGAGGAGAUGAUUAUAGUGAUUUCACUCAACCUUUCGGUCCCGACGGUGUUUGUUAUACAAGGAUAAAACAGUAGGAGGAAAGGGUUAAGUUUUGCUGCUGGGUGCUUUGAUAAAUCUUCUGUAUCCUAACAUCAAAAUGAAGACUUUAUUGUAAUAAGAUAGUUUACUGAGGAAAAAUAAUAGAUUUCUAGACCAUACGCUACUACUGACUUCUAAAAGCACACAGACGGUCCAGUUUAUAUUUAUUCUGAAACUGUAUAAUCUUGUGUAAAUGUAUUAAAAAUGUGUAAAGUUAUUUUUAUAAAAGAAUCAAGAAGGAGCCGUGACUCAAAACAGUGAGGUUUUGCAAAAUAUUCGCCGAUGGGAAAAGUCCAGCAUUUUCACAUGGGAGACCAGCCGUGUCGAAGGAUACACCAUGCCUGCAGCAAAGCACGGCGGUGGCUUAGUGAUGCUGGUGGGCUGCAACGCCUCCUCCAGAUCUGGAGGGCGAGACGGGUCCCAUCCUUUGACGGAACGUCACGUCGUCCGAGUCUGGGAAGAUGAGAUCAAAGUUAGAGAUGGUAGGUUGCAGCCAUUUUGUUUGGUGGGAGCACUGCGCCACUAAUAAAGCACAGUGAUGGUGGAGUGGCGAUAUGAGAUUUUUUUUUUUUUUUUUAAGUCACAGGACCUCGGUGCCUUUCGGUCACUGAGUUGAUUAUGAACUCCUCUAUAUGCUGUUGUAUAAUGUGAAGUUAUGUGACUUGAAAUGGGUCGUAAAGCAGAGCAACUAUCUGAAACAAAUCCAGAACCAAUAGUCAUAAACCUUAUAAAAAAAAACUUAAACUAAAAUGUAAUGAAAAAGGGAGGAUCGGACAGAAAAUUAUUGCUUCAACGUAUUAUCUGUGGAUGUGUUUUAAAACAAUUAAAACUUGGGGUGUACUUAGUUUUUCCACCUGUAGGUUCUCCUUUUUUGUCCUCAUCUCUUUGGUACCAAGUGAAACGGUGGAAUCUGUUUCAUGCCAGUUGUAGAUUUUAAAGUGAGAAACAGAUCAGGAUGUUUGCAUUAAAUGUUCUGAUACAUUUAAACUGUAAUCUUCUGUCUUUUUUUGGCUCUAAUAUAAGUUUUUGGCGUUUUAGAAAAACUUCCAGUCAAUUGGCAUGAGACUGUUUUGAGUUGUGAUCUGCUCACUUUCAUUGUAGCGUUUCUUUCUGGAAUGUCACAGAUGUAACAAACGGAACUCAUAAAAAUGAUUCAAUAAAACUGAAGGUU